Oryctolagus cuniculus (rabbit) is the source of this 7501-nucleotide messenger RNA. It is a transcript of the gene USP37, whose product is annotated as ubiquitin specific peptidase 37. Gene Ontology annotation, cellular component: cytosol; nucleus. Gene Ontology annotation, molecular function: cysteine-type deubiquitinase activity. The record is from RefSeq and is a predicted model, not a curated record. Gene Ontology annotation, biological process: protein deubiquitination; G1/S transition of mitotic cell cycle. Lineage: Eukaryota; Metazoa; Chordata; Mammalia; Lagomorpha; Leporidae.
UGCGUGCGUGCGUGUUUGCGUGUGGUCAUAGUUCCCGCCAUCAGCCGCUCUCCCUGACCAGGGGGAGCGAGCGGCCUCGCUCUUUCGGGCCCGAGGUCCCUUCCGUCUUCCCUCCCGGCUCCCCCGCGCCGCGUGGACUCCGUACUCUUGGCAGGCCUGUCGGGGGCUCCGGACUCUCAGACACAGCUGAGCUGAUGGCUCCUGGAGAACUGGCCUAGCUGCAGAAUAUGAGUAGUUUCCCAAGAAGAGUGCAUUGCCUUUGGCACAAGGAUCAGAAUAAAGGUGAAUUGUUAUUACAUAGGGUUUUUCAGUAAAAGUCACUGAAAAAACCUAUCAGGUGAAGGUGUAUUUUUGCUUUUUAAUUUGGCUAGAAGCAAUUUAUUUUUAAAGAAAGUAUGUCUCCUCUGAAGAUACAUGGUCCUAUCAGAAUUCGAAGUAUGCAGACUGGGAUUACAAAGUGGAAAGAAGGAUCCUUUGAAAUUGUGGAAAAAGAGAAUAAAGUCAGUCUAAUAGUUCACUACAAUACUGGAGGAAUCCCAAGGACAUUUCAGCUAAGUCAUAACAUUAAAAAUGUGGUGCUUCGACCCAGUGGAGCAAAACAAAGUCGCCUAAUGUUAACUCUACAAGAUAACAGCUUCUUGUCUAUUGACAAAGUACCAAGUAAGGAUGCAGAAGAAAUGAGGUUGUUUCUAGAUGCAGUUCAUCAAAACAGACUUCAUGCAGCCAUUAAACCUUCUCAGGGAUCUGGUAGUUUUGGAGCCAUUCUCGGCAGCAGGGCCUCACCGAAGGAGACCAGCAGACAGCUUUCUUACUCAGACAACCAGGUCUCUUCAAAAAGAGGAAGUUUGGAAACUAAAGAUGAUAUUCCAUUUCGAAAAGUUCUUGGUAAUCCGGGUAGAGGAUCUGUUAAGACUGUCGCAGGGAGUGGAGUAGCUGUUACUCGUUCAGUUCCUUCUUUGACAUCUACAUCAUCACCUCUUAGAUCAGGAUUAUUAGAAAACCGGACUGAGAAGAGGAAAAGAAUGCUAUCAUCGGGCUCAGAGCUAAAUGAAGAUUACCCUAAGGAAAAUGAUUCCUCAUCGAACAACAAGGCUAUGACAGAUCCUUCAAGAAAAUAUUUAACCAGCAGUAGAGAAAAACAGUUGAGUUUGAAACAGUCAGAAGAGAAUCGGACACCAGGGCUUUUACCUUUGCAGUCAUCAUCAUUUUAUGGUAGCAGAGCUGGAUCCAAGGACUACGCUGCUGGUGGUACUAAUCUCGACAGGACUAAUGUUUCAGGUCAAACACCAUCUGCCAAAAGAAGUUUGGGAUUUCUUCCUCAGCCAGCCCCUCUUUCUGUUAAAAAACUGAGAUGUAACCAGGAUUAUACUGGCUGGAACAAACCAAGAGUGCCCCUUUCUUCUCACCAACAGCAACAGCUGCAGGGUUUCUCCAACUUGGGAAAUACCUGCUAUAUGAAUGCUAUUUUACAGUCCUUAUUUUCACUCCAGUCAUUUGCAAACGACUUGCUUAAGCAGGGUAUUCCAUGGAAGAAAAUUCCAUUCAAUGCACUUCUCAGACGCUUUGCACACUUGCUCAUUAAAAAAGAUAUAUGUAAUUCAGAAACCAAAAAAGAUUUACUUAAGAAGGUUAAAAAUGCCAUUUCAGCUACAGCAGAGAGAUUCUCUGGUUAUAUGCAGAAUGAUGCUCAUGAAUUUUUAAGUCAGUGCUUAGACCAGCUGAAGGAGGAUAUGGAAAAAUUAAAUAAAACAUGGAAGACUGAACCUGUUCCUGGAGAAGAAAAUUCACCAGAUAUUUCAGCUACCAGAGUUUACACUUGCCCUGUUAUUACUAAUUUGGAAUUUGAGGUUCAACACUCCAUUAUUUGUAAAGCAUGUGGAGAAAUCAUUCCCAAAAGAGAACAGUUUAAUGACCUUUCGAUUGACCUUCCUCGUAGGAAAAAGCCACUCCCUCCUCGUUCAAUUCAGGAUUCUCUUGAUCUUUUCUUUAGGGCAGAAGAACUUGAGUAUUCUUGUGAGAAGUGUGGUGGGAAGUGUGCUCUUGUCAGGCACAAAUUUAACAGGCUUCCCAGAGUCCUCAUUCUUCAUUUGAAACGAUAUAGCUUCAAUGUGACUCUUUCACUUAACAACAAGAUUGGGCAGCAAGUCAUCAUUCCAAGAUACCUGACUCUGUCAUCUCAUUGCACUGAAAAUACAAAACCACCUUUUGCUCUCAGCUGGAGUGCACACAUGGCAAUUUCUAGACCAUUGAAAGCCUCUCAAAUGGUGAAUUCCUGCAUCACCAGCCCUUCUACACCUUCAAAGAAAUUUACCUUCAAGUCCAAGAGCUCCUUGGCUUUAUGCCUGGAUUCAGACAGUGAGGAUGAACUAAAACGCUCUGUGGCCCUGAGCCAGAGAUUUUGUGAAAUGACCAGCAAUGAGCAACAACAGGAAGACCUGGAAAAAGAUUCAAAAUUAUGCAGAAUUGAGCCUGAUAAGUCCGAAAUGGAAAAUGCAGGAUUUGACAGAAUGAAUGAAGAAGAGCUUAUAGCAGCUGUCUUAGAGAUAAGUAAGAGAGAAACUUCACCAUCUCCAAGUCAUGAAGAUGAUGAUAAACCAACCAGCAGCCCAGAUACCGGAUUUGCAGAGGAUGAUAUUCAAGAAAUGCCUGAAAAUCCAGACACUAUUGAAACUGAGAAGCCCAAAACAGCCACAGAGCCAGAUCCUGCCAGUUUUGCUGAGAUAACUAAAGACUGUGAUGAGAAUAAAGAAAACAAAACCCCAGAGGGAUCUCAGGGAGAGGUUGAUUGGCUCCAACAGUACGACAUGGAGCGUGAACGAGAAGAGCAAGAGCUCCAGCAGGCGCUGGUUCAGAGCCUUCAGGAGCAAGAGGCUUGGGAACAGAAAGAAGAUGAUGACCUCAAAAGAGCUACUGAGCUAAGUCUUCAAGAGUUUAACAACUCUUUUCUGGACGCACUGGGUUCUGAUGAGGACUCUGGAAAUGAGGACGUUUUCGACAUGGAGUACACAGCAGCUGAAGCUGAAGAGCUGAAAAGAAAUGCUGAGACAGGAAAUCUUCCUCAUUCCUAUCGACUGAUCAGCGUUGUCAGUCACAUUGGCAGCACCUCUUCUUCAGGUCAUUAUAUUAGUGAUGUGUACGACAUUAAGAAGCAGUCGUGGUUUACUUACAAUGACCUGGAGGUAUCUAAAAUCCAGGAGGCCGCCGUGCAGAGCGAUCGAGAUCGGAGUGGCUACAUCUUCUUUUAUAUGCACAAGGAAAUAUUUGAUGAGCUGCUGGAAACAGAAAAGAACUCUCAGGCACUUAGCGUGGAAGCGGGGAAGACGACACGGCAGGUUUCGUGAGGAGCCGCUCCUGGGUGGGCAGCGAGCACUGCAGAUCCCCUUCCUGCCGCCACCCUACCUUCCUCUGCUGGAGGAGAAUUCGGGAUUCUACUUGAUGCGGGAGCAACAGAUAGCUCAGGGCCAAACCAAAAGAUGAAAAUUACAGUUACGUAGAAUGCUCCAGGCUAACUAUUUUAUGGAAACCUUGGUCUCACAUCUGUAGCUGAUUAUCCUCUUUUUCUCCUACAAGCGUGGCACUUCCUUUUGUCUUAGGAAUACGUGUUGUAAAUAUAUAUGUGUAUAUAUACAUAUGUACAUACACACACAUACACACACGGAAUGAAUGGAGCCUUAAAGAGUUAGGAUGAGCAGCCGGAGUCUGCCUGUUCAAAUGAAUAGCGCAGCAGUUUGGAGAAGGAAUGAGGUUGUCCGAGUCUGUUCAUCCGGGAAACGUGUAAGGGGGCGCAGAUCAGUUGGUGUUGAGCUUUCCUGUUCCUUGAGUAGCUUCACUCAAGGCUGUGACCUUUCGUGUGUGUGUCUGAUUAGUACAGCUCACUGGAAAGCCAGCUCUCCCUGCUACACUAAUGACGGUUUGUUCUCCUGACAAGAGAGGGACAUUUGUCACCUGACUUGAGGAGCUUUUUUUAAAGUUCAUGAAUUUGUAAUGCCUUUGCUGUUUACAUGCAGUCCCAAGAAAUGGAUUUGUUGGUGCUUUGGAAUGUGUUAUGGUCCCACAUUUGGUAUCCAUCAUACACUUUGCAUUUCCUCUAGAAUGAGUCCUAUAUUAUUUUGAUGAUGAAGAUAAAGUUUUUUAUUUUCUAACUUAUCAUUCUUCCAUGGAACAGUUAUUAACCUAAAAUAUUGUAACCAAAACCUAAGGUAGAAAAUUAGGAUUGCUCUAAUUAGGACUGCCCAGCAGGUAUACUUAGGGGUAAGGCAGAACACUAGCAUCUCUGUGUCUCAGCAGUCAAGAGGAGUGUUGUGUCAGAACUAAAAUUCUGGACCACUAAAGCGAAAGCCCCUGAACUAUAGGAUAAAACUAGAGCAUUUAGCAUUUGCUGCCUGGCUUUGCCCUUAAACACGAUAAAAAUUCAAGUGUGAUUGGUUUAGGUAAUCUCAAGAACUAGCACGGAACCAAGGUGCGUAAUGUAUCUCGUCUUACUCUCUAGGUGCUGUGCGUUGAGGCUAAGUGGGGUUGCACCGUUAAUGCUGCAUCAGUCACCGAGCUGACAUAACUAGCUUGGCAAGCAGCUUCCGAAACCAUAAAGAGUGAGUUUGAGACUGGAAUUCUGUCCACAGAAGCAUCAUGUGAGCUCAGACUGUCAUUAGGAUGACCAGUUUUGUAUAACAAAAGAAAACCUUCAUUAUUUUCUUUCAUGCUUUUAUGUAAAUGAGAUUACUCUUUAGCUCUGAGGUAGAAAGAAAACCACCUCAAGUUUUCAGGGAGAAAACAUCUUAAAAUCAAUCAUAGAAGAUGCAGUAUCUUUCCUGGGAGAUUACAUUCAACGAGCUCCAGCUGUAUUCUUAGAACUUCAGCCCCUUGUGCAGCUUCCAUUCUCGAAUUGUAAAUGGCCUCAGCACUGUGGCGGAACUACUGGCACAUGCUUUGCCCCGGACCAGCCCCCUGCAGAUACUACUGUGGUUGACAUUUUGGAAUGAUAUGGUGGUGGGAAAUGCAGGAGUUUAGGGCUGUGGAAAAAACUAGCUUUACAGAUUCUGUUUCCUUUCUAUCAGGAGCCUCUCUGUUGUUUUUCACUUGAAGAGAACUGAUUUUCUCAUGAGUGAACUGAGGAUGAAGCUCUUUAGCUAGGUGUUACCACUCUCCCUGUUGUGUUAGCGAAUUUUGAGAGGCGCUGUCAGAAAUGAUCGGGAAUGCUUUGAAGUGAGGGCUGCAUUAAGACACAGAAAAAAACUAGAAAUAGCGCGUCAACCUGGCUUGCCUCAUGAGCAGCCUCAUUUGCAGUACUUUGAUAGCUUGCCUAGAUGCACACUUGGCUCAGUAACCUGAUUCUAUGUGCUCUUCGUGUCCUGGGCAGGCCUUGUUAGCUGGAAGCAGGUCUGGGGUAUAGGAGUUACCUCGUUGUUCAUAUACUUGGCAGUUUGGGACUCUCCUCCUGCUGGUGUCCGUUCAUCACUGUGGCCUUGUCAGUCUUUCCCUUCUGCCUUGGCUGCCUCAGCUCACCCCUUUGACUAAAAUAGACGUUGCAGCUGGACUUGAUGAUGGGGUUUGUUGGGUUUUUUGUUGGUUUUUUUUUUUUUUUUUUUUGAGCUGGCUGUAUAUAUUUAAAAAUUAUAAAAAGAUAAUAUAUUAUUUUUUGCACAAUGUGAUCAGUUUGCCCCGAAUCAGAGGAGGGGCGGUUAGCACACUGGGGCCAGGGAGGGGCAGACUGCUUCAGCUCCCGGCAGGCUACACAAUCACUAAUCAGCCUCCUAUCGAACAUACCAAAUGUGUGCUUACUUGCUUUAAAGACUUUAAGUUGGAACUUGAUAGCAGUAAGUUCUGAACACAACCUUUUGCUCUCAGUUGGAAUUUUUUGGAAAGGAAAAAUAAACUAAAUCCAAACUUGUUGGCAAAUUGCAUGUGGCUAAAUGCUGUUUUCCCUUUAGUAGCCAUGAUUAUAACUCAUAAAUUUUGUCUCAGCAGGAUAGAAUAAGAAGCAAGUCUAUGAAUUGGUCUUCUGUGAUGCCAACACCUGUUUACUUGCUAUGGUCUGUUCAUUCCAGGCCUUGCUUAAGUGGCUCAAUAACAAAUAUAACAAAUAGAAAUUGUUUACUUUUUGAGACAUGCACAGUGGUACAGAUAAGUUAACUCGGAAGGCAAGUACUAGACUACACAUGUCCUCAUGUUUCUAACAAGGUGACCCAUGAAAUCACCCUUCCUUACCGCACUACUGUGAUGUAACUGCGUGUGGAUAGUUACACAUACAGUUGUGUAAUGAAGAUGACCUGCAAACACCCAAACGAAAGAGAGGUAGAUAGUUUGUAAACUGGUUUGUGACCUACUGGAAAGGUUCUAUCACAAGAACAACAGAAACACACCCCCCCCCUUUCUUCUCUGUCUUCUACAAGGACUGCAGUGGAUGCUCGUAAUUAUUUAGCCUUCUGUGGGCUUUUUGGAUUUUUUUGUCGCCUGUUUGAUAUAAUUGACCCUCCAAGGUGGACUUCCCUUUUAAGUCAGGGAAGCAGCUAGAGCUCCAACUGCACAGGAACCUUGUAAUACGAGGAGAGCACUGGAAACACCAGCGGCCCCGUAGCGGAUGCAGCCGCAUCAGGAUGUCCCCGCAAAGCAGAGGCACCCUUCCCCUCCCAUCAUGCUUCACACUGCAGACGUGUGCAAGACUAAACAGACUUCUGCCCUCGGACAUCUUUCUAAUGCAUUAAGAAUCCAGGGUUUGUUUUUUUUAUGUGUCUUAUUAACAUCUGAAAAAAUGCGUAUGUUACUGGAAAACCAUAGCUUUUUAGGCCUUGACCGUUGAGUGACAGUUGCGUUGCUGUGUCUCACUGGGUCACGGAGGCCCUGUGGCAUGCCUGGUUACUACCGCACUUUAGGCAGUCUCUUUCGUUGUAGCCUUUGUACCCAGUUAGUAAAUUGUUUCCUUUCCAUGGGUGCUGUGUGUCUGAGGUUUUCAAGUUUUUAAUGGGAAGUGUGGCAGUAUGCAUGUGAGCAUUUGAUUUUAGUAACACAGGCUUUUCUUAAUGUUCGAAUUACAGGUGCAUCCACUGGUAUAAGAAUAUAGAGUGGCAUAAGGGUCUGGGUCAGGAUCUAAGUGUGUCGGGUCAAAUACCACAACAAAGAAGGGGUCUGUUUGGAAAACAGUAGGCCCUGAAUGAGACGUCUCGUGGGUGUCCCGGGUUUCCCUCCCUCACUUCUCUGGCCCGCUGUGUUUUCUUUGUGCUUAGAGAGGGAGACAGAAGUGAGGUGAGGCUCCUGCAGUUUGCCUAAUUGAGCCAUGAGCAGGUUUGCUGGCAGCUUUGGCCACAUGAUUUGUGAGGUGAUCCCUUUUGUGUUCAGAGUGGACUUCUGAUUCCAGUUCUUUCUGUUCUGUAAGGAGCGGCACUUUAUCUGUGUUUUAGCAGAACUGUUCCUCUGUAUCCUUUACAGUUUUCCCUUGUUUUUGUUUCCUUUUUAAAUUAUGCAUAGAGUUUUUUGUGUGUGAAAUUAAAGCCUUUAUUAACCUGUU